Molecule: messenger RNA, 3827 nt
Organism: Physcomitrium patens
Lineage: Eukaryota; Viridiplantae; Streptophyta; Bryopsida; Funariales; Funariaceae
Source: RefSeq, a predicted model, not a curated record
UUCCACAAAUACAUCACCUAACACCAGCUCUGAAUCACAUGCAUCUAUUCCAAAUUGCUUCCCAUAUCGCGUCGAGGUGUCGAUGACGACGCUGGUGCCACGCUCAAGCACAUACCAAUCCUUCCGCAUCGGUGCCAUAUUAAUCCAGAAGACUAGUCAAUGGAGUUCCAACAUGUCGGGAUGAAGAGCAAACUGUUCAAGCAUUGACGAAUUUAAUCUGGAGAACUAUCAGGUCACACAGAAAUACUACAGGUUCUAGAACCCAAUUCUACGUUUGCUGCUGGUGGAGCAUUUUCCAGCAACAUAGCCAUGGCAUGCGAACUAAUCCUCAGAGGUGGGUUCGGUUAAACUGAAUUCCAAGCACUAGACUAAUACCAAUGACGUUGCUACAGUGAUGCGCUCCGAAACCUAAAGGAUCAAUUGUGAAACAAGCGUCUGUGCGCAACUGCAAGACACUAGCUUCGAACAUUCUAGUGCCCAUAAACCCCUGUCACAGUACGAGAUGCAGAGUGAGAUAUUGUAUCAAUACUUCCCCUCUCAAGAAGAGCAUCAAACUGAGACUAUGUGACUAUUUUGCCUAAUCUUGGCUACAGUAACAAGCUCACUCUCUGUCGUCUUGAACUAAAACCACCCCGAUGAAGGAAUGGACACCAUGCCUGAGUUAUAACAAGGAGUGGAGUGCCGGGGUAGAUGCUCUCAUGCUGCGCCUAACUUUUAGAUCAUCUGCUGUGAUUGGAGGUGUUUCGGCUGUGAUUUGGUUGCGAUUCGGAAUGUCAAGGCUGCCUUUUCAAGAAAUUUCAACCUAGUGCUCACUUGCAUCCGAGAGAGCCUGUCGCAGCUUUCAAUUAAUGGGCUUACUGCGUUGAAAUUGUGAGAGAGCGAGAGAGAGAGAGAGAGAGAGAGAGAUGUUUGCGGAAUUUGGGGAGUCCAAAUCGGCGAAGUUAUCAGAUUGGUGCAGGCCAUUCCUCAGAUGGAUGUUUGAAUGAAGGAGAAGAAAGCAGCUCAUGGUGUGUCAUCGGGGAUCGAAGGCGCCAUGAAGGGUCCAAAUCCUGAGGAUCGUUUCUAUUUGAGUAACCAUCAUUCUCAGCUUUAUAUCGUCAAUGUAUUUAGCUUCUGAGCUGAUGAUGGCGAUUUCAGGUUGUUACGGACAAUUUACAGUGUGAAGGUGGACAGUGAUCUGUAGAGAUACGUAGUGACCAAUGAUCUUUACUUCGGUGUACUUAAUUCUAAGUAUGUUUGGAACACGUUUUUGCGGAAGGUUGUGAUAAUUGUACCUAACUAUCAUAAACGUAACUAUGUACUGAAACUUGUAAUUAACUAGCUGUGGGUGCAAAUGAACAUAAUAGGUCUCUGGGAUUGCAGACCAUUUCAAAGUCGGGGUUACGUUUUUGUCUAAUUGUUGUGCAAUUUGCUUCGAAGUAUCCUAUCCUGGCUAGAUGUAUUUGUGUCGGAGAGUUUGUGAUGCGGGAAAAGAGCUUUUCCGGAGGUAUCGUAGAGCAGCUACUGCAAUGAUUUUCUACCUUCAAUGACAUGGAGCAGUUACUACGAUGAUAGUUGUAUGGCCCGAGGAUACCAUGCACCAAGUCUCUCCUUAUUCCAUAUCCCUAUCUUUGAAAUUUGGUAACGUAUCUUAAAUUGACAUUUCUUUCUUAUUGCUGCAGAGGACAAUGGCGGUGGGAUGAUUUUCAUGAACUGCAUUGGUACUGCCCCGCAUAAAUGUGGAGAAAUGAACUUUGGCAUCCAUGGGUAUCAUCCACGGUGUAGAGUGUAUAGGCACGCAAUCAAUAGGCUUGACAAUAAACGCAGACAUCUACUGCACAGCAAUCCCUGGUGGUCCAAGCUCUUUGACAAUCGCAGUGGAAUAGCAACAUGUACACCACAAAGUUCUUACAGACACAUACGGAUAUCGCCAAGACGUGCGGAGCGGGAGAGGGCUUCAAGCUACGCACGCCCAGCACACUGCAUCCUGAAUGACAAACUCAAUCCCGGUACUCAAGUGUCCGACUAUGUUGCUAUAUCCUAUGUGUGGGAUAUUAAUCCAGUGUGGAAAGAUUGGUGUGGGCGACGCGGCACAGAGCAAUCACUGAAACUUUCGGAACGUCUGUCAAAAUAAACCCUCCCGCUCUGGAUCGACGCAGCCUGUAUUCCUCAAGACGACAAAUCCGGGAAGAUGGAAGAGUUGGCCAAAAUGGCUGACAUUUAUCGAGGGGCGACAGCAGUACUGUGCCUAGUCCCAGAAGUGUCUGUCGAUGCCUGCGUCACGUUAGCACGGUGUAAUGCGCUCAUGGACGAUGAGUGUUACGCCGAACUUCAAAAGGCCACCGAUAUCUAUGGAAGCUAUAUGUUUGCUACCCUCGGAGAGCAUAGUUCGCUGCGGAACGUAUUUGCAAGCAGAUGGUGGGAGCAGGCAUGGACAUUUCAGGAGGCGGUGCUAAACCCGCGUACCUUCUUAGUUGGAGAUGAAGAGGAGAGCAUUCCAAUCCAACAUGUGUUGCGCAUUGCUGAUCCUGUUCGUCACCAAGCGGCCUCUGUGGGUACAAAGCUAACGCUGGGGAAGUCAGCAAGCUUCUGGGACUCGGUAUCUACGAUGGUGGAUGCUUCUAUGAGUGGCUUGCCAGUAGGAGAUGCGCUGUCUUGCGUGUGGCGCCGCAAUGCUACCGUAGAACAUGACAUGGUGUAUUCUCUGCUUGGUGUUUGUGACUUAUCAGAACAGGUCCAACCAGACUACGACAUCCCCUUCAGUGCCAUUUUGAUCCAGGUUUUCGAGAGCGCUAGCUGCCGUGGGGAUUAUUCGUGGAUCUUCUGGUGCCAUGAGAUAAGUCGUGACGAGGUGGAGGAUGGGCUCGGCAUGAUACCUACCCCAGACCAGGUGCGCUCCGUCCCAUUCAUGAGUUUCACUAAGUGGAGGAGCAUUCCUUUUGUGCCUUUGAACCUUGCUGUGCAACCUGGCGCAGAAAAGGGAAUCUUGCUGCCUUACAGGUCUACUGGCAUUACACGUUGGGAAUCUACUCCGCAGAGUCUGCCCGAAAUGGUGAAAACGCUUGCAACAAGAGGCUAUAAUGAAGCCGAAAUCUGGGAUCUCAUAUUUGGAAUGCGUGUAGGCCUUUAUGUGGACAUCGAUCUCAGAGUCAGGGGGAGUCACUCUGAACUCGCUGGUAUUUCGAUUCCUCUUCUGAAUUUAACUCUGGCUAUGGUGGACGGAUCCACUCUUAUGACCCAAAGUAUUCUGGAUAUUCGAGGAAUGUAUGCUCAUUCUCCUUUCUAUGGCUUUACAACCUUUGCGGCUAUAGCAGCUCACACAUGGAAGGGGUGGCUCUUGAUAGCCAUGAGUUCACAGGGCGGAACAAUUGUCGUCCCGAAAUAUAAAAAAUUUGGCACCAGCCCCGCCCGCAUAUGUAUAUUGCCGAUUGAGUAUGUGGGACAGAAAGCAAAUCCUUGUGGCAUCUAUGCUAGUCCUCGAGUCGCAUUUGUGCACCACUGUGGCGAACAUGAUGGCUACACACAAUUCUGUGCGAGUGCUAUGGGUAUCAUGAUCCAAAACAAACGUGGUGGUCUCGGAACUUGGCAAUAUAGAAGAAUCGGUUGAAAUCGUUAAUGAAUCCAAGGUCAUGAUGAAUGAGAAUCUUUUCAUGGUUGUUAUGCUACCUUCUUGUGCCACAACCACCCAUAGUGUUUUUACGGUGGAGCCUUCUACUAAAUCAGGAGGCCACCUUGACCAGGGGGAGGUAAUAGAGGCUUUAUAGUUUUUGUAGGAGAGAAAGCAUGAGUGAUGUGCAUUACACCUUCAUAUCUUGUCAUUUAUUGAGUAAACCUUGGAGUUCUUUCUA